GCCCAGGAGGGAUGCUGCUCCGGCAGCUGCUGGGGCUGCUCCGCUACUGGUGGCCCUCCCUGCUGCUGCACUGUGCCCUCCACCCGCUCUGGGGGUCCCUCCAGAUCACUCAGGGCGAGCCCCAGAAGUCAUGCUCCAAGCCUGUAGCAGAGAAAUUUACAGAGAGCUGCCAGGAAAUUUGCCAGUGCAGGCCACCUCCACUGUUACCACCGCCUCCUCCACCUCCACCGCCCCCAAGGUUGCUAGCGGUGCCAACUCCCAAGUCUACCUUUUGUCCUACUGAAGAGACCUGGUGGCCAGGCCUGGUUAUUAUCAUUGCAGUAUGCUGCACCACACUAGUGUUCCUCUUUGUAGUUGUCAUCAUUUGCUACAAAGCCAUAAAAAGGAAACCAAUGAGAAAAGAAGAGAACGGAACCAGUCGGUCGGAAUAUGCAAUGACCUCCUCCCAAAACAACAAAACAGUUGAUAACAAUGCGGUCGUAUAA
Pyrgilauda ruficollis (rufous-necked snowfinch) is the source of this 485-nucleotide messenger RNA. It is a transcript of the gene PRIMA1, whose product is annotated as proline rich membrane anchor 1. The transcript is spliced from 4 exons. Lineage: Eukaryota; Metazoa; Chordata; Aves; Passeriformes; Passeridae. Bases 12 to 485 code for a protein of 157 amino acids. The record is from RefSeq and is a predicted model, not a curated record.